This is a messenger RNA of Aureobasidium vineae, 1218 nucleotides long. The record is from the annotation of a GenBank genome assembly. NCBI's taxonomy places the organism in Eukaryota, Fungi, Ascomycota, Dothideomycetes, Dothideales, Saccotheciaceae.
AUGGCCAACACUGGCAGCCACGUGCGCAACUGUAUUGUUUGCAUGAAAGACCAGCCUUUGGACUCUUUUCCUGACAUCAGCAAUGACACUCGCCACCAGCAUGGCGCUAACACCUGCCGCACAUGUUUCAACAGAUACCUCAUCCAGCAAGUCGAUGAGGGCCAGGCUCGCGCUAAAUGUGCUGAGUGCCAGGAACUCCUACGCCAUGCACAGGUUAAGAUGAUCGUCUCCAAAACCACUCUUUUGGAGUAUGACAAGGUCCUGCUCAAGAUAUUCGUUGAAGAGGACGAAGACUUCUACUACUGCAUGUCGGCCAAAUGCAAGUCGGGUCAGAUCCAUAUUGGCGGCGAAGAUAUGCCUAUCUUCUGCUGCAAGGUCUGCGACCAUAAGCAAUGCAUGGCCUGCGAAAUUCCAUGGCACGAGGGCGAGACGUGCGACCAAUACCAGGCCCGCCACGACGAUGGAAUCAUACAGACCGAAGCCCUCAUCCGUCAGACAUCCAAGAUCUGCCCCGGAGGCUGUGGUACUCGAAUUGAGCGCAAUGGAGGCUGCCCCCACAUGCUCUGCAGAAGAUGCCAGCACGAAUUCUGCUGGCUCUGCCUCGGCGACUGGGCUCCCCAUCAGGCACAGGGAAGAUGCGCCGAUUCUGUCUCUGGUAUCCCCGAGGCCGACUUCUACUCCGCCGAGAUUCAGGCGCGUCAAGAUAUGCGUCAAGCUCGCCAGAACGUCCGCGACUUCGACGAGGAGCAGGCCGAGGCCGUCAUCGCAUCUACCACAAAGCCCUGCCCCAAGUGCAAAGUCCGCAUCGAAAUCGACGGCGGCUGCGACCACAUGACUUGCGCCCAGUGUUCGUACGAGUUCUGCUUUGAAUGCCUCGCCGACUACAAGAAGAUCCUCAAGCAUGACAAUCGUCGUCAUAAGCGCAGCUGCGUGUACUUUUCUGGUCAAGCCCACGGCCGUGUCAUGCCUCUCAAGACCGGCAUCGACGUCGACGACGACGACUUACUCUCGUCGAUCGCCACGACGAAGCACCGCGCCACUGUUCGCAAGUCGACAGUGAAGGAAAAGAAGCCUGUCGGCGUCACAAAGAAGAAGGUCGUCGUCGCGUCGCCCGUCGCGUCGCCCGUCGUUCGUCGUGGCACUCGCACCGGUUUGCGCAGCUCGACGGCUGCAGUGAGCGGUCCCGUCACUCGCUCGCAGACUGCCGCUCGUAGAUAG